Pongo pygmaeus (Bornean orangutan) is the source of this 3514-nucleotide messenger RNA. RefSeq names its product ral-GDS-related protein-like. Gene Ontology annotation, molecular function: guanyl-nucleotide exchange factor activity. NCBI's taxonomy places the organism in Eukaryota, Metazoa, Chordata, Mammalia, Primates, Hominidae. The transcript has 12 exons. The coding region runs from base 2501 to 3226 and encodes 241 amino acids. Gene Ontology annotation, cellular component: plasma membrane. The record is from RefSeq and is a predicted model, not a curated record. Gene Ontology annotation, biological process: Ras protein signal transduction.
ACCUUGUAGGCGAUGCUCGAGAGAACAACAUGUUCUCCUGCUGUGUCCUGACAUGCUGCUGACCUCCUCGUCACAGAAGAGGCCAAAAUGAGAGUCGUUCCCAAGAAUAUAGGCAUUGGUUCAACCCUCACCCUCGACGCCUCUGGCCCUUUGCCAGAAGGCACCCACAGAGCUCCACAUAGCAGAUCAAGCAGGAGCUGUUGGAUGGAUUCAAUUUCUCCAUCUUCGAAGAAGGGCAGGUGCACCACACCACCAACCACGACCAGUGCUGGUCUGGGUAUGAAAAUGAGGUCUGCAGGAUGCCAACUUUCCAGCCCAGCACAGGGGAGAAGCUGUUGGAGUCCCUGUUUCCAGCCUUUCUAACUAAACCCACCUCCUCCUAUGCCACCUGCCUGGGCCCCUACUGGGACUUUAUCACCGUGCCACACUUUUUGGAACUACUGGUUAGAAGGUGAGUGUCCAUCCCCUCCAAGGCAUGGAGGUGCCUCUCUCCCCUACUGGCUCUGUCUUGAAGAUGCAGCUCUCCGAGCCUUGGUUGGCUCCUCUGGAACAGGGAGUAGUGAGAAGACGAACCUCACAGGGUUCUUGUAGAGACUGAAUGAUCCAAGAGACGGCAAACAAAGGAGUUCCAAGAGCAAAAAACUCUGGAAAACCUGCUGGGGGUGCUGUGAUUCAUGUUUAUUACUUUUCUCUUCCCCCUCACUGAAGCAGCUCUCAGCAUUCUGCCUCAACGGCCCAUAUCCCUCGCUGUUUGGAAAAACACAUAGAAAGCAAGUCUGCGAUGCCAUUGGUAAAGGAUGUCUGAGAUUCCUUCCGGCUGGUCUUUCUCCUUGACACAGACAGAAGACAGGUCCCUUGGUGCUGAAAAAGGAGUCACAGGCCCACUCAGACAUCUGGAGGGGCUCACUGGGGUUCUCCAAUGGUUGGGGUUCACUCAUUCCACACAUACAUACAAAACACCUCAUUUAUGCAUCGCUCUUUUUGUGGCUUGGCAUAAUUUCAUAAGCAAAGCAGAUGACAAUCCCUGGGCCUCGAUUCUACUCAGAGUCAGGUGCUCACAGUAGACAGAAUGAACAAGUCAUAUCUACAGAAUGUUAGAGGUGAAACCCUCGUGGCCUCCUCUAUGUAUGGUGGCAUCCUCCCAGAUUCUGACUAGAAUGACGGAGCCCAGCAACAAGUAUAAACUGGGUGAAUUUAGGGUUCUAAAGGGCCUUUUCACCCACAAAACAUGGGGGAAAAUAUGUGGACUCUGGCUGGGGAGAGACUAAAGGAGCCCUGGGGCUCAUACUUCUUAUAAUUCCCAAGACAAGGCUGACAUCUGGAGACUUCCCCCACAAGAGGCAAAUAGUGAGUUCUGUAAAUGGAGACUUAGGUCCCCUGCAAAGGAGAGGGGAGGCUGGGGUCACAGCUGGCAACUGAGAGACUCAUCCCCAGCACCGUGGCUUCCAAGUUCUCCCUGUCCUCCUCCAUCAGACAUCUGCCCCUCCCCUCCUAACCCCAGGACCAGGGGACCCGGAGCUAGAGCUUUGAUGAGGAAGCUGCUCACAAAUCUUCCUGGAGCUGCCGUCUUGAGUGCCCAGGUGCACAGUGCUGUGCUCCAGGGCCUUUGGGAAGAGAAUGUCAGUGGGACGCCAGGGCACACAGGGGUCUGUACAGCCCUGCUGCAUGGGCAGAUCUGCCCCUUCCAGGAUAGUACUGAUGGCUUGGGGUAGGGUGGGGCUGUCCUCUACACAGGCAGCAAGAGGCCAGGGACCCCGAACCAUGCAAGGGUGCCCUGGAGGGUUGUGUGGGAGAAGGCCAGGCCUCUGACUCAGCUGUCCACUCCAUCACCAGCACCACCACCUCCAUUUUGUUCACCUGGCCCCCAGAAAACUCUUCAGCUUGCUAUCAGUCCCUGCAACAGUCAUCUUUCUGGACAAAGCUGGCCUUCAAAAACUUUGCCUGGCCUGGACUGGGCUUGGAGGACCAUCAGGAAAUUGUCCUAGGCCAGUUGGUGCUUCCGGAGCCCAAGGAGGCCAAGCCAGAUGAUCUUGCUCCACCUCCUGGGCAACAGGUAUUAACAAUGCUGGCCCUGGAGCCAGCACCACCACUGCUGGUGGACCUGGGGCCUGCUCUGGAGCCAGAGUCACCGGCAGCCCUGGGUGCACCAGGAUAUCUACAUUCAGCACCAGGGCCAGCACCAGCACCAGGGAAAGGGCCCCCACCAGGGACAGUGCUGGAGCCACACACAGCCCCGGAGUCCCCCUGUCCUUGUCCCAGGACUGUAAAGAACCAACCCAGUGAGGAGCUGCCUGACAUGAUGACCUUCCCUCCCAGGCAGCUGGCAGAGCAGCUGACCCUCAUGGAUGUGGCGAGCAGCUGGGCUUUGCAGGCUGUGUCUCUGGCACCAGCUGUCUCAGACCAGCCUCUCCCUGAGGAGCAGACAAUGCCCUGGGUCCAAUUUCAGCUCCACUUCUUACCAACUAUGGGAUCUGGGAGCAAUUCAAGAAGUGCUCUAUGAAUGCUUGGAGCUGUUCAAGUGGUGCUCUAUGAAUGCUUGGGCUCCAUCUGGGGCCAACGACAUAAGAAGGGGAAUGAGCAUGUGGCACCGACAGUUCAUGCCACCAUCGCACACUUCAACAGGCUCACCAACUGUGUCACCACCUCCUGCCUCGGGAACCACGGCAUGAGGGCCCGGGACAGGGCCAGGGUGGUGGAGCACUGGAUCAAGGUGGCCAGGGAGUGCCUAAGCCUCAACAACUUCUCGGUGCACGCCAUCGUCUCUGCUCUGCGCAGCAACCCAAUACAUCGGCUACACAAGACGUGGGCAGGAAUGUCCAGCAAAAGUAUGAAAGAUCUAAAAGAACUCGGCAAAAAAGACACUGCAGUAAAGAGGGACCUGCUGAUCAAGGCGGGGAGCUUUAAGGUGGCCACCCAGGAGAGGAACCCCCAGAGAGCCCAGAUGAGGCUGCGGAGGCAGAAGAAGGGUGUGGUCCCCUUCCUGGGGGAGUUUCUGACUGAGUUAAACAGGUUGGAUUCGGCCAUCCCGGACGAUCUGGACGGCAACACCAACAAGAGGAGGAAGGAGGUCCGAGUUCUGCAGGAAAUGCAGCUGCUCCAAGUGGCUGCCAUGAAUUACAGGCUUCGGCCUCUUGAGAAAUUUGUCACCUAUUUCCCAAGAAUGGAGCAGCUCAGUGACAAGGAGAGCUACAAGCUGUCUUGCCAGCUGGAGCCCGAAUCCCAGUAGGCCAGCAACAUCCUGCAGUGGCUAGGAACCCACCGGGAUGCUGGCCAGAACACCGGCUCUGCACCAACUUUCACCCACACCGUGGACCCCAGGGAAGCACAUCUAGGAGGCUGGCAGCUCAGCUGCAUCUUGCCCCGGAUCCUCAUCACCAACUGCUCCUGCUGGCCAGGAUCAGGCCAUGGGACUUUUGCGAGUCAGGCGGGAGACCAUUUUAUGUUUAUUUUCUUUAGUGUAUAAGUAAGCGUUUUUUCUUAACUUUCAUUAAAAUAAAAUUUUAAAACACUAUUC